Messenger RNA from Lineus longissimus, 2088 nucleotides. RefSeq names its product guanylate cyclase soluble subunit alpha-1-like. The record is from RefSeq and is a predicted model, not a curated record. Gene Ontology annotation, biological process: response to oxygen levels; cGMP biosynthetic process. Gene Ontology annotation, molecular function: guanylate cyclase activity; heme binding. Gene Ontology annotation, cellular component: guanylate cyclase complex, soluble. Lineage: Eukaryota; Metazoa; Nemertea; Pilidiophora; Heteronemertea; Lineidae. Bases 1 to 1941 code for a protein of 646 amino acids. The transcript is spliced from 9 exons.
AUGGAGAAUAAGAAAGCUCGGCGGAUAUCCUACGACGUGCCUGUAACUCCACGGAAGCUAUCUAACCCGUGUGGAAACCGGCCGGUGUCCGUGCUCGAGGAUGGCUACAACCCCAUUGAUUACCGGAGUGUUAUAGCAGCCAUCUACAUGUCACUAUUCCCCAAGGCUUACACCAUCCGUAAUAUCAUCUCUGAUAUAUCUAGCAAAGGUUUGUCCGACACAGCGAUGAAAGCUGACGUCAGUGAGGCUGACUAUUGGCCAGACAUCAGUUAUCCCACCCUACACUUUGAAUCAUGUCAAGAAGACAUAGCCAAGGCAGCAGGGAAACUAGGUCUUGAACAAAACCAGUUGAUGCAGCUCAUUGGCAAAUCCAUCUUCUCUUCAACGUUCGAUCUUUACAAACGAGAGCUGAAGUGUCUCGGGGCCUCCCUGCAAGAGUUCAUCAACAAUGUGGACUACGUCAAGGACGAGGCUUGGAAGAUGGUCAAAGAAGAUGGCGGAAACAUACCGGUUUUCCUAUGUUGGGUCCAGGAGGAGAAGAAGCUCGUUGUUGCUGUUGAGCCGCGUGGCAUGGCCUACUUCUUUGCUGGCUUCUUCAAGGCUGCAGCCGUAGAAAUAUUCGGAGCGGAUGUGUCGGAACUCGUCGACGACACUCUUGAUGACAAGGCGUUGAUCAUCUUCGAGCCUUCUCUAGGAAAAGGGAUACAACGGUUGAUAAAGGCGGAGGCGAGGUAUUCUCUUGAUCCAAAGGACUCGAAACUCACUAUCAAGAGCUUUUGUCGUCUCUUCCCAUUUCAUUUCCUCUUCAACCGUAACAUGAAAGUGAUACAGGCGGGCAAUGCUAUACAGCGGUUGAUAGGAGCAGGGAAACUAGCCAGAGGAACCGUGUCCGACUAUUUUCAGAUUAUCCGUCCGGUAACUGGGUGUAGCUUUGAAGCCAUCUUUCAAUGCACUAACCGACCAUUCAUCAUACAGAUCAGGAAAGAAGAUGACGUUUCUCCAAAACAGGGUAUGAAACUAAAAGGUCAGAUACUCUAUGUCACCGAAGCUAAUGCCUUAUUAUUCCUGGGGUCGCCAAUUGUGGUCAAAUUGGACGAUCUCCUUGGAAAUGGGUUGUUUCUCUCAGACAUCCCGAUUCAUGAUGCAACACGUGACGUCAUACUGAUAGGCGAACAAACCAAAGCUCAGGAUGGCUUGAAACACCGCAUGGAAAAUCUCAAAGAGAAUGUCCAACUGGCCAGCAAACAGGUGGAGUUGGAGAAGUCAAAAAAUGUAGAACUGCUGCAGAUGAUGUUUCCCACGGAUAUAGCAAGGCAACUCUGGAGAGGGGAAACCGUUGAGCCGGUUAAGAUUGACAACGUCACGAUGCUGUUCAGUGACAUCGUGGGCUUCACGUCCAUCUGCUCCAUUGCCACUCCCAUGCAGGUUAUAGACAUGCUCCAGUCACUCUAUACUAGGUUUGAUGCGCUCUGUGGAACGCUGGAUGUGUAUAAGGUCGAGACGAUUGGCGAUGCAUACUGUUGUGCUGGAGGCCUGCACCGUAAAUGCGACAACCAUGCAGCCAGGGUGGCCUGGAUGUCACUGAGGAUGAUGGAGGAAAUAGCAAGCUUUUCGUCCCCGGCUGGUAAAACGUUAAAGAUGCGAAUUGGUCUCCACACGGGGUCAGUCAUUGCUGGCGUAGUUGGUACACGGAUGCCGCGGUACUGUUUGUUCGGGAACAACGUCACCCUGGCCAAUAAGUUUGAAUCGUGCAGCGUGGAGGGGAGGAUCAACAUCAGUCCAACAACAUACAGUUUGCUAAAACCAGAAGGCUUCAAGUUCACCGCCAGGGCUCGAUCAGACCUUCCCCAAGGCUUUCCCGAGGAUGUUGAAGGGACGUGCUAUUUCCUCGAUAGUUAUGACAAGAAUCACUCUCACAUUAUGAAUGAAUCAUCUUUGUGACAACCUGGGCCACGAUGACGGAAAUGUUGCCAUUUGUGUGCCCAUGCCCUAAAUCAAAUUUGACCUGCAUGAACUUACCCCACAAUAGAACAUUCUGAUUGGCUAAUUGUAAAUUAUAAUAAUUCGGUAAUUUCGAUUGGACAGUAU